GGAUAAACAUCAAUUUUCUCGUCACCUUGCCGAAAAAAACAAGGUUGCAUUUUUGGUGCUCCGGUGAUGACUAAGCAGACUCGAUCCAAAUUUCUCUCAUAUAAUUACGCAUUAUAGACUCUUAUCCUUCACUUUACUAUCCCUUCUCUUUCUUCAUUCUGGUCCCUUCAAUUCAGAAAUAUCUUGGAAUUUCAGUGAAAUUUAGCAAUGGGCAGUGCUUCAUCGAUGUUAACUCAGUAUGACAUUGAAGAAGUUCAAGAACACUGUAAUUAUCUGUUUACUCAGCAAGAAAUAGUGUCUCUGUAUAAGAGAUUUUGCCAACUCGAUAAGAAUGCAAAGGGGUUCAUAUCAGCAGAUGAGUUUUUAUCAGUACCUGAGUUUGCAAUGAAUCCACUUUCUCAGAGGCUUCUGAAGUUGGUGGAUGGAUUGAAUUUCAAGGACUUCGUUGCAUUCUUGUCAGCUUUCAGUGCUAAAGCAACGGUGCCUCAGAAAAUUGAGCUUAUCUUCAAAAUAUACGACUCUGAUUGCAAUGGAAAGGUAACAUUUAAUGACAUAAUACAAGUGCUCCAUGAUUUGACUGGCUCAUUCAUGUCAGAUAAGCAAAGAGAGGAAGUAUUAAGCCAACUUUUGCAUGAAGCUGGUUAUACAAGGGAAUCUUAUCUUCUGUUAGAUGACUUUGUCAAGAUAUUAGACAACCCGGGUCUAAAAAUGGAGGUGGAUGUCCCGGAUGACUAGCAAAGCCCGCUCUUCUCAUCUCGUCAUUGAUAGAAGAUAAAUGGAAUUAUGGAAGAGUAUUCAGGCUUGAGGCUUCCCAUUGUAGAUGUGCACAUGUGUACCUGUAUUAGUGUUCCUCAUUUUCGUUUUUUCUUAAGAUAGGAAAAGGAAUAUCUAUACUUACAAUUGAAAAUAAGCCUUGUGUACUUGGAUAAAACUGUGCAUAUUUUUGUCUUGUGUUGUUUAUAGUCUUUUAUCAAGACAUUAUGGUGCAUACUUUUCUCAGUUUUCA
Molecule: messenger RNA, 1006 nt
Organism: Olea europaea var. sylvestris
Lineage: Eukaryota; Viridiplantae; Streptophyta; Magnoliopsida; Lamiales; Oleaceae
Product: calcineurin subunit B-like
Exons: 7
Coding region: 208-735 (175 amino acids)
Molecular function (GO): calcium ion binding
Source: RefSeq, a predicted model, not a curated record